AUGUUGCAGAAUGACGAACAAUACGAGACGGUUUCACGAAAUGAGAUCAAUAUAGCCUUUGCUGAGAUCAAUGAGGAAGAAGCAAAGCUUGGUGCUAGACGAUUAGCCCGCUGCCUCCAGAAACUAGGCUUUCAGGUGAAAUUUACGGAUUUUAAAGUUGUUAAUGUUUUGGCAGUAUGCACAAUGCCCUUUGAAAUACGAUUGCCAGAGUUUACAAAGAGAAAUAGACCUAUUGCCAGUUAUGAGCCAGAACUUCACCCUGCAGCAUCAUACAGAAUUAAACAUUUAAAAGCAACUUUACAGAUCUUUUCAACAGGCAGUGUCACUGUGACAGGACCAAAUAUAAAGUGUGUUGCUACUGCUGUGGAGGAGAUCUAUCCAUUAGUGUUUGACAGCAGGAAGGAAAUUCUGUAAUUCCCGUCAACUCUACACUGUACAACAAAGCACCUUUGGAAGAAGACAAGAAUGUAGCACUAAACCGAGAAUGGAUUAAUCUUUGCUGCUAGACCAAUCAUUCCAGGGGUGGGGAUAACAGCAUUGCUUUGCAUACAGUUGUUCUGACUGUGGAGAUUGCAUUCCUUGGGAUUUAUCAGACAGUGCUGUGUUUAUAAAGUGUUUACAUGAUACUAAUGCUGCUGCUUUAAAAUACAUAUAUAUAUAUUUAUUUGUGCAGUAAUACCUGUGUGUCCAUAAGCAGGGCUACAAAGAUGUGCACUACCAGAGCACACAGAAUGUUUUUGUUUGCUCUUACAUGUUUUAUUUGUUGAUAUUUGUAACUUUUGUAUUUUGUGCAUAGGCACCAAAGAUGCUGGGAAAUACAUUUUUGUUCCACUUCAUGUAAGUAUUCACAUAAAAAAUUUAUAUACACAGAGAUCUUUAUACAUUUUUUGGUAAAGUGAAAAGCAUAUCUUUAGUAAAUAACAGUUUUAAACUAUUUACAUUUCUAGUCAAAAUAGCAUGUGUUUUUAUCCAUCGUAUGUAAAUAGAUGUUUUAAUUGAAAUAAAUUAAGAUGAUGUGCCCUUA
Molecule: messenger RNA, 1024 nt
Organism: Protopterus annectens (West African lungfish)
Lineage: Eukaryota; Metazoa; Chordata; Ceratodontiformes; Protopteridae
Gene: TBPL1
Product: TATA-box binding protein like 1
Exons: 5
Coding region: 1-414 (137 amino acids)
Biological process (GO): DNA-templated transcription initiation
Molecular function (GO): general transcription initiation factor activity; DNA binding
Source: RefSeq, a predicted model, not a curated record